Symbiodinium pilosum is the source of this 1310-nucleotide messenger RNA. Lineage: Eukaryota; Dinophyceae; Suessiales; Symbiodiniaceae. The record is from the annotation of a GenBank genome assembly.
AUGAAGAUGUACGCUGCAAACGGCAACGCCGACGCCUGCUUGCCUUCAGUCAUCCAGCCAUCAGUCAUUGCAGCUGCGGAUAUGCAACAGCGGUUUGUGGAUGUUUCCAGCAUCACCUCAACCAUGUGGCAAGCAAGCCUCCCUUCGGACGGGAUCCGCUUCGUAGUUCUGACUGAGGUAAACAAGGAGCCUGAUACAUGCAGAGCUUGUUACGGCAGACUUUUCUUCCAAGAUGAAGUUGUGAAGGCUUCACCUGCAUCCCUUGUAGCCAGCAGUCGCCCGGGCAAUGCCAAGAAUGAGAAGCUGGGUGAGGCUAUACAAGACGGCGUCAGGGUGCAAGUUGAGGAAAGCACGAUGCUGCCGAUGCGGACACGGUUUGCGCAACUUGAACUCGCCCUGGCCUUGAACACCGAGGCAAGGUACACGGUGGAAGACCACAUUCUGGAGCUGAAGAGAACUCUGCAGGCGGCGGAGGAGGCUAAUGUUGAGGAUCCAGAGCUUUUCAGUCGUGGGCGGCAAAGGCUCUCGGAACAAGAGGAGGAGGUACGAAGGCAGAAUGAACGCAAGGCUCUGAUUGCUCUGAGUCAGAACGGAAAUGAGGAAGAGAGACGAGAGGCCAGAAAGAUAUUGGUCUUCCUGGAGAUGGCAGAUGCAGUGGAGGCGCGCGACUUGGAUGCGCUGUUGUCCCUCGUGCCCGAAGCAGAAGCUGCGGUUGUCGAGCCCCACCAGGAAGCUGAAGUUACUGCUGGCUGGCGGUUGAUUCGGGAGCUGGAGCUUGCGGCCGCGCUGAAGCGCAAAGACUUGAAGGAGAUUCGCGAACGUCUUGAAAGAGCUCGUGCUGCAAAUGUUGAGGAGCCAAAGCUUCUCGAAGCUGCACGUAAGCUGGCGUUGGGCGAAAUCAAAGAGGGCAUCAAGUUGAAGGAUGCCGAGAUGCUCCUACGUGCCCUGGACGAGGGCAAAGCCGUAGGGCUGACGGAGAACCAGACGUACACCGGCAGGGCUGCCUACUUGAAGAUGCAGGCUGCUGCUAUUGCUGAGAGCACGGAUGCCGAGGAUUUCCGGAAAGUCCUCGCUGUGGCCGCAGAGAUGGGAUUGCCAGAUCACGAGGAUCUGGUGGCAAUCAGAUGCAGACUGGCACUGUUAGAAUUAUGUCAGGCAGCAGAAGGCACCGACAUCAGCAGGCUCCAGGAGUGCAUUGAUACCGCCAAAGAGCAGGGCGUGGAGAAGGAAGAGAUCGAUAAGGGCACAUUCAGGCUGUGCAUCCUGGAGCUUCAGCAAGCUACAACAGACUUCGAUCCAGAACGGCUCAG